Colias croceus (clouded yellow) is the source of this 2142-nucleotide messenger RNA. Its product is annotated as transmembrane reductase CYB561D2-like. Gene Ontology annotation, molecular function: transmembrane monodehydroascorbate reductase activity. The record is from RefSeq and is a predicted model, not a curated record. Bases 108 to 806 code for a protein of 232 amino acids. The transcript is spliced from 3 exons. NCBI's taxonomy places the organism in Eukaryota, Metazoa, Arthropoda, Insecta, Lepidoptera, Pieridae.
UUCACCACAGUUUUCACAUUUGUGAUUCGUCAAUUGUCCAUGAAGCGCACAGCUGGCUACGCGUUUUAUGUGCGGAACAUAGCCAUAUCAAUUUAAUAAUAUCUAAUAUGCCAUCUACGGACGGCACUACAGAAACAUCACAACUUGUACCUCCGAGCGGCAACGCAAAACCAAGCUAUAUGAAUUUAAUUAAUAAUGUAUGCGCAUUAUUAUUUAAUGCCAUUAUUAUUUAUUGCUGUUUUAGAGAUGGAGUAAAUUUAUUCUCCUUUCACCCUAUUUUUAUGUCCAUUGGGUGGCUAAUAUUCAUGUGUACUGCUGUCAAUGCAGUAACUCCUGGUGACUUUGCUACCGAGUGGAUGCCUAUCCGUUUACGCAGUGCCAGACAUUGGGUAUUGCAGUUGAUGGCAGUAACAUUUAUUUUAACAGGUUUUAUUAUAAUUCUAACAAAUAAAAUUAUACAUGAUAAACCUCAUUUCGUAUCUUUACAUGCUAAAUUUGGGCUUGCUGCUAUAAUAUUUACAUUUUGUACAAGCAUUGGAGGUCUUGGUGCUCUAUAUAGUCUUAAAUUGAAAGAUUUUCUAGCUCCUAUUUAUACCAAAAUAUUGCAUGCCUCUGUAGGGCUCAUGACAUUAUGUUUAGGUGUAAUAACUAUCAUUUUAGGCAACUUUUCAAAUUGGUGGACUUUUGGCGAAUUAUUGAGAUAUACAUGUUUAGUAUUGGUCUUGUUGGUGAUGAUUCUUACGAUUUUGCGACCCACCCUUAAAGUAUAUUUUCGUCUUAAAGAAAGGCUUGGUUAUGCUAAUUAAAUGCAGCACUUGAAAUAUAUUGAGAUUUACAAUGGAUUGGAUUGAAAAUAAGUAUAUGUGUGUAUGUAAUCUUUCAAUGUUAAUCAUUUAAAUGCAUUAGAGGAUAUUGCAGAACUAAAACCUUUAAACCUCAUUUUUUGUUUUGAUAUUAAGUUUAGUUAAUUGUAAAUUGUUGAUUUUAUAUUUGUUGUAUGAUGCCUUUUUAAGAUUUAAUUUAUACUUACAAUAAUUAUUAUCAUAGUCUUUAUUGGUCACAAAUUUUACUACAAUAUAAAAAAUAUUAUACCUAAAUAUUUCAAGAAUAAUAUACCUAAUAAUAAUUGUAUGUGGCUUUUAGUCAUGUAGUAAAUGUCUGUAAGUAGAAGGUAUCUACUAUAUAUUGAACUGAUUUUAUUAUCAUGUAUUCAAAAUCAUAUUUAACUUUGUUAUAAAGAUUUUAUUAAUUAUAUAUUAAUUAGGUGCAAAUUUAUACAUAAAUAAUAUUUUUGAUGAAUUUUUAAAGAAUUUAAAAUGUUUUAUUUAAAUUUGUGAUUUUACUAACUUUUAAAAUUUUACUUGAAAACAAAAUGUCUUGUUUGUAUUGACUUUAUAUUAUAUGCUUGCCAAUAGGUUAUAUUGUAUGGAUCUGUUAUACUGUAUUCAAUACAAGUAAUGUUAUCUCAUGUAACUUAUCAGUAGUUAUCUUUUUAAUAUAUUUCAUUUAUUCUCACAGAAAUCUCUCUAUAUUCUGUAUUUUAUAAAUUAAUUUAUUGGUGUUAAGACUUUUGAUAACUUUUUACUUAUAUAAAUUUUUGAUAAAACUUUAUUUUGAGAAACUAUAAUCUUCCAGUUUUAAAGGAUGCCAAAUUUAGGUUCCUGAUAGGUAGUGAUUUUUCUAUUUUUUUGUUAGUUAUUUUUGAAGAUAAGGUAGAAAUCAAUGUAUGUACUUACUUUAAAUAAUGUAAGCUUGUAAAACAUUCCAAAUAGUGUAGACAUUAGUAAAAAAUGCAUGUGUAAAAAAUAUAAUAUAUAUAUAAUAUAUUUACAUGUAUGUACUUUAGAUAAAUUAUCAAUGCAUAUAAUAAUUGGAUAUGAUCUGAUGUAUUCUGUUAUUCGAAAGAGACAAUAAUUACCUAAAGUCUCACUGCAUGUUUUUUCUAUUAUCUAUGUACCUAUGCCUAACUACAAUUUACUUUUUAAGAUUUUAAAUAAAAUUAUUACUUAUACCAUAAGUAUAUGCAAAUGUUACAUAAAGUAAAACAUAAUAGAUGUGCAUUUACCUAUUUAAACAUUGGAUGUACGGUGUACCAAGUGAAAUCAUAUAAAUUGUAAACUAUAUAAUAAAAUAUGUAACAUU